This is a messenger RNA of Rhopalosiphum padi (bird cherry-oat aphid), 1446 nucleotides long. Its product is annotated as pickpocket protein 28-like. The transcript has 9 exons. Gene Ontology annotation, cellular component: membrane. The record is from RefSeq and is a predicted model, not a curated record. NCBI's taxonomy places the organism in Eukaryota, Metazoa, Arthropoda, Insecta, Hemiptera, Aphididae. Gene Ontology annotation, molecular function: ligand-gated sodium channel activity. Gene Ontology annotation, biological process: sodium ion transmembrane transport. The annotation marks the transcript as partial.
AUGAAGCUUACUAAACACAGUUGGUUUCUUGAGUAUUGUGAAAAAACUACAUCACCCUGUAUGAAUUAUUUUUCAACAAAGCAUAGAUCACUUAUAGAAAAAUCGUUUUGGAUUCUUAUAUUUGUUCUGAUGAUAUCAAUAACACUUAAAGCACUGAGCGUUUUGGCGAGUGUUUGGAUUAAUAACCCAACAGUAAUGUUUAUUGAAAAUACAGAAUCGCCAAUUCGAGAAAUACCCUUCCCGUCAAUCAUGAUUUGCCCGUCAAGUCAACUUCGAAAAUCCGUUUGGGAAAAAUAUAUGGACACGAACAGUUCUUAUUGGGAUAAUCUUAAAAUAUAUAGGGAUAAGAUAUGUUCUGUCAGUUUUUAUUCUCAUGGAUUGGAACAAAGUUUAAGGGAAUAUAUUGACUACAAUGUAAUAAAGAAUUGUUUGCACGAUUGUGGGAUUAGUUGUUCAGAAGUAUUUCAGUCUGAUGGUAAAUGGCAGAAUACAACGUUGAGAAAUGUUUGCGAAUAUAUUCAACCAAUAAUAGGCAUAUUUGGAUUAUGUUUUACAAUUAACAUGAUGCCAUUAAACCAAAUUUUUAAAGAUGAAUAUUAUCAAAGGUAUUCUGAUUUUUUUUCAAAAAACAUUACGUAUGUUAAUGCCGGUAAAUCAAAUUGGAAUUUAGAUGAUGGAUACUCAUUUUAUUCGAAACAACAUACUAUCGUUGACGUGACUCCUGCUCGAACGAGUGGCGUUAGUUAUAAUCAUCGUUUAAGAUUGAUGCUACACACUUCGGAUGACGAUUUCUUGAGUUGUGCUAAUCUGGGCAUUGAAAAAGGUAGAUUUGUGAUAACGUUUUCUAAUCCAGCUGAAUAUUAUUCAUUAACUCCUAGAAAAUUUAUUACACCAGACACAUAUACAAAAAUACAAAUCACUCCGUUCGUGAAAAAAAUUAAUUCGGACUUAAUGUGGCGUUCACUGGAAAUUAGACAAUGUUAUUUGCAAGACGAAAGACAGCUAUCCAUUUUUAAACAAUACACCGAAUUAAAUUGUAACCAUGAAUGUGAAAUAAACAAAACUAUUUCCAUGUGUGGCUGUAUAAUGUUCCAAGGAGCAUUAGAUGCAACCAAGUUUCCGGAAAAUCAAAUGGAGUGUAAUUGUUUGCCAACAUGUUCUAUGAUCGAAUAUGAAGUAAUAGAUACAUCUCAUUUCGACGAUUGGAAUUACAUGAAAUUAACAAAUUUAGUUAAAAAUAAUUCUAGAGGUGCCACGAUCGAGUUUGUUUUCAAAAAACCUUAUUUUACGGCAUACACAUCCGCAUCGAUAUUAAACCUGAAAUCACUAAUUAGUAACGUUGGAGGAUUAUUAAGUUUGUUUUUGGGAAUAAAUUUAAUCAAUAUUCUUGAAAUACUAUAUGUGUUAAUUAAAAUAUUCGAUAAUUAUAUUAUUAGUUUGUUUUUU